Molecule: messenger RNA, 1058 nt
Organism: Andrographis paniculata
Lineage: Eukaryota; Viridiplantae; Streptophyta; Magnoliopsida; Lamiales; Acanthaceae
Product: RING-H2 finger protein ATL64-like
Exons: 2
Coding region: 56-874 (272 amino acids)
Source: RefSeq, a predicted model, not a curated record
GGUAGAAGGCUUCCGGCUCGACUGUUCAGAAUUAAAUGCUUCAGUUAGUUCGGCCAUGGCGGAAAGCGGCGGCGGCAGUCAUCGGAAAGUGUGGUUUGUCGGCGGCGAUCCCCAGGACGGAUAUGUUUUGAGCGGAAAAUCGAUCUUCAUCUCCGUCGUCUUCCUCCUCGCCGUGGUGGGUUUGAUGCUGGGAUUCCAUCUGAUCGCGAAAUGGUACAUCGCCCGCCUUCGCCGGCGGCAAUACGAGCGGCGGCGGGAUAUGCUGGUCAGCCGGUCGCAAAUUCUGAUGUACAUCGACAGCCUCUCCGCCGUGGACCGGGGGCUGGAGCCGCAGGUUCUCAAUUCUCUGCCGCUCUAUAUCUACACGCCGAAGCCGGAGCAGUCGCCGGAGCAGUCGCCGGCUGCGGCGGAGUGCGCCGUCUGCCUGUCGGAAUUUGAAUUUCAGGACGUGGUGCGUCUGUUGCCGAAAUGUAACCACUGUUAUCACCUCGAGUGUAUCGACACGUGGUUCCGGUCGCACUCCACGUGCCCAAUUUGCCGGUCGGCGGUGGAGCUGGUGGCGGGGACAGUAAUCCGGCCGAUCUGGAAGUUCAAUUACGCGCCGGAGGACGGAAAUGGAGAUUCCGAUGGGGGCGCGGCGGCGCAACCCGGGGGGCGGCGGAUGGAGAUGGAAUUGGUGGAGGUGAGGGUGGAGAUGCCGCCGUUGAGAGUUACGGUGGAGAACGAGAUCAGUCAGAAUGCUGUGGCGAAUCAGUUGUCGUUGACGAGAAUCAGAAUGCCGCCGGUUGUCGUCGGAAAUAUGCCGGAGAUGGAGACCGGCAAUCGUUUUCCGGCCGGGCGUCAUCGCCGCCGGUCUGAGAAAAAAACACAGUAAGAAAGUUAAGAAUCGCUAAUUAAUAAAAGGAUUGGAAUUGCUAAAAGCGUUAGUUUAUAAAUCGCGUUUUUUACAUGUAGUACUAAGAGAGAGUGGCGGUGAAAUCGGAUAGCCAGCAUUUUGCGAUUAUUGAAAUUAAAAGAUUUCCUAAUCUAAUUUUUGCUAUAAAUGCAAAUUGUAUUAU